GCAGCUGCCACGCAGUUCCUUUUGCCCCGUUGCUCUCUGUCUUGUUUGUUUUCUUUCCACCAACCCUCCUUGCACCUCCAGUCGCCGUCGACUCCAACACGGUCAGAAUAUUCAAGAUGUUCCUGGGCAGCCGCAUCCAGACCCGCGCCUUCUCGGCGUCGGCCCGAAACCUCUCCAAGGUCGCCGUUCUCGGUGCCGCCGGUGGCAUUGGCCAGCCGCUCUCCCUCCUCCUCAAGCUCAACCCCAGAGUCACCGAGCUCGCCCUCUACGAUAUCCGCGGCGCGCCUGGCGUUGCUGCCGAUGUCUCGCACGUCAACACCAAGUCGACCGUCAAGGGCUACGCGCCGGGUGCCGCCAACCUGGCCGCCGCUCUCAAGGGUGCCGAGGUGGUCCUUAUCCCCGCCGGUGUCCCCCGCAAGCCGGGCAUGAGCCGUGACGACCUGUUUAACACCAACGCCUCCAUCGUGCGUGACCUGGCCAAGGCGUGCGCCGAGUCGGCCCCCAACGCCAACAUCCUGGUCAUCAGCAACCCCGUCAACUCGACCGUGCCCAUCUGCGCCGAGGUCUUCAAGGCCAAGGGCGUCUACAACCCCCGGCGCCUGUUCGGCGUCACCACCCUCGACGUCGUCCGCGCCUCCCGCUUCGUGAGCGAGAUCAAGAACACCGACCCGGCCAACGAGAACAUCACCGUCGUCGGCGGCCACAGCGGCGUCACCAUCGUCCCGCUCUUCAGCCAGAGCAACCACCCCGAGCUCUCGUCCAACGCCGAGCUCGUUCACCGCGUCCAGUUCGGCGGUGAUGAGGUCGUCCACGCGAAGGAGGGCGCCGGCUCCGCCACCCUCUCCAUGGCCAUGGCCGGCGCCCGCAUGGCCGAGUCGCUCCUCCGCGCCGCCCAGGGCGAGAAGGGCGUGAUCGAGCCCACCUUUGUCGACAGCCCGCUCUACAAGGACCAGGGCAUCGACUUCUUCAGCUCCAACGUCGAGCUCGGCCCCAACGGUGUCGAGAGGGUCCUGCCCGUCGGCAAGGUCGACGCCAACGAGGAGAAGCUGCUCGAGGCCUGCUUCGCCGACCUCAAGAAGAACAUCGAGAAGGGCAAGAAGUUCGUUGCCGAGAACCCGGGCAACUAAAAAAAAAAAAAAAAGGCCUUUCAGCUAGACAAAUAAUUGACCCUUGCGGAUGACCGGGGCUUGGAGGGAGACCACCACGUCUUAUGCCUGUGUCCCUGUGUUCCUGUUCGCGUACAAUGAAGCACAAAGCGAUGCUCUCUGAUACAUGUAUACUAGCAAUACAAUUUUUGGUAUUGAGUCCGGCAGGGCGGC
Messenger RNA from Thermothelomyces thermophilus ATCC 42464, 1319 nucleotides. RefSeq lists its product as uncharacterized. Bases 117 to 1127 code for a protein of 336 amino acids. Gene Ontology annotation, biological process: tricarboxylic acid cycle; malate metabolic process. Lineage: Eukaryota; Fungi; Ascomycota; Sordariomycetes; Sordariales; Chaetomiaceae. Gene Ontology annotation, cellular component: cytoplasm; mitochondrion. The record is from RefSeq and is a predicted model, not a curated record. Gene Ontology annotation, molecular function: L-malate dehydrogenase (NAD+) activity. The transcript is spliced from 3 exons.